Molecule: messenger RNA, 2026 nt
Organism: Pongo pygmaeus (Bornean orangutan)
Lineage: Eukaryota; Metazoa; Chordata; Mammalia; Primates; Hominidae
Gene: WIPI1
Product: WD repeat domain, phosphoinositide interacting 1
Exons: 11
Coding region: 99-1616 (505 amino acids)
Molecular function (GO): protein binding
Source: RefSeq, a predicted model, not a curated record
GGGCAGGACCAGCGACCCGGCCCGUGGAGCCGGCGCGGGCGGGCUGCUGAGGUGGCUGUCGCCGGCUCCGAGCUGCGGCUUCCCGGGCCGAGCCCCCGAUGGAGGCCGAGGCCGCUGACGCUCCCCCGGGCGGGGCCGAGUCGGCGCUCACCUGCUUCUCUUUCAACCAGGACUGCACAUCCCUAGCAAUUGGAACUAAAGCCGGGUAUAAGCUGUUUUCUCUGAGUUCUGUGGAGCAGCUGGAUCAAGUCCACGGAAGCAAUGAAAUCCCGGACGUCUACAUCGUGGAGCGCCUCUUCUCCAGCAGCCUGGUGGUGGUGGUCAGUCACACAAAACCACGGCAGAUGAACGUGUAUCACUUCAAGAAAGGCACAGAGAUCUGUAAUUACAGCUACUCCAGCAACAUCUUGUCCAUAAGGCUGAACCGGCAAAGGCUGCUGGUUUGCCUAGAAGAGUCCAUUUAUAUUCACAACAUUAAAGACAUGAAGCUGUUGAAGACCCUCCUGGAUAUUCCUGCAAACCCAACAGGUCUAUGUGCUCUCUCUAUCAACCAUUCCAAUUCUUACUUGGCCUAUCCUGGAAGCCUGACUUCAGGGGAGAUUGUGCUUUAUGAUGGAAACUCCCUGAAAAUAGUCUGCACUAUUGCUGCCCAUGAGGGGACACUAGCUGCCAUCACCUUCAAUGCCUCAGGCUCCAAACUAGCAAGUGCGUCUGAAAAAGGCACAGUCAUCCGGGUGUUCUCUGUCCCUGAUGGGCAAAAGCUCUAUGAGUUCCGGAGAGGGAUGAAAAGGUAUGUGACAAUCAGCUCUCUAGUGUUCAGUAUGGAUUCACAAUUCCUCUGCGCCUCCAGUAACACUGAGACGGUACACAUCUUCAAGCUGGAACAGGUCACCAACAGUAGACCAGAAGAGCCUUCGACCUGGAGUGGCUACAUGGGAAAGAUGUUCAUGGCUGCUACCAACUACCUCCCCACCCAGGUGUCAGACAUGAUGCAUCAGGACAGGGCUUUUGCCACCGCACGCUUGAACUUCUCCGGACAGAGGAACAUCUGUACCCUCUCAACGAUCCAGAAGUUGCCACGGCUGCUAGUUGCAUCAUCCAAUGGACACCUUUAUAUGUACAAUUUGGAUCCUCAGGAUGGAGGAGAGUGUGUCUUAAUCAAAACCCACAGCUUGCUUGGCUCAGGAACAACAGAAGAGAAUAAAGAAAAUGACCUCAGACCUUCCUUACCUCAGUCUUAUGCAGCAACCGUAGCCAGACCAAGUGCAUCUUCAGCCUCCACGGUGCCAGGUGGGUGGACACGGGGCCAACAAGGGAGCAUCUCCAACAGUGACCUCCCUCCCCUUCUCCCUCCACCCUCCCUCCCCUUCCCCCUUCACUGUUACUUGGGGGUGGAGUGCCCUCCCUCCCCUUCUCCCUUCAAGCUCCCUCCCUCCCCUUCUCCCUUCACCCUCCCUCCCCUUCCCCCUUCACUGUUACUUGGGGGUGGAGUGCCCUCCCUCUGCUUCUCCCUCCGCCCUCCCUCCCCUUCUCCCUUCACCCUACCUCCCCUUCCCCCUUCACUGUUACCUGGGGGUGGAGCGCUCUCCUUGAAUUUUUUAUUUCCUCACAGGUGAAGCCAUGGUAAUAGCCUUUAAACCUGGGACCCUCAACCUGGCAAGGCAUCGCACGAUAUGGUCUUUUUCCUAACAAGCAGUGUUAACCCUUUGCCUCUUCAAAAAUUCCAAUGAGGCCGGGCACAGUGGCUCACGCUUGUAAUCCCAGCACUUUGGGAGGCUGAGGCCAGCGGAUCACUGGAGGCCAGGGGUUUGAGACCAGCCUAGCCAACACGGUGAAACCCCGUCUCUACUUAAAAAAUACAAAAAUUAGCUGGGCAUGUUGGCACACACUUGCAAUCCCAGCUACUUGGGAGGCUGAGGCAGGAGAAUUGCUUGAACCAGAGAGGCGGAGAUUGCAGUGAGCUGAGAUCAUACCACUGCACUUCAGCCUGGGUGACAGAGUGAGACUCCAUUUCAAAAAAUAAAAA